CAUGUAAGAAUUGACAACCUUAAAAAGCCGUUAAACGGCAAUAGCAAGCUAAGGUUUCAACAUUUUUAUUUUUAUUUUUUCUUCAUAUCUAUUAUCUACCUAAUUUUUUAUUUUUUUUUAUUUUUUAACAUUUGAUAAUUUAAGAGGCCAAAAGUAUUAACAGAUUCUUCAAUGAAAGCCAGAAGAAGAAGAUAAAAGAAUUGAUUAGAUCAGGUUAGCAAAUUAGCAAAGAAUUGAAAAUCUGAUAAAUAAGAAAAUUUCUGGAAAUGACAACAGAGACCAAAUCCAAUUUAGUUAAGGUCAAGACCAGCGGUCAAGAUGGCUCUUCAAAGGGCAAGUUUGAUGCUGCUAUGAAUAGGAAGAAGACUGAAAGCUCCAGCAAACAGCCUCCUGUUGAUUCGAAGAAGAAAUCUGUGUCAACUGUCAUAACAAAAACAGAGGUAAAAUCGAAAGCAAGUUCAAGUUCUUCGAAAACCACCACAACCACAAAAACUAAAGUUAGGGAGAAGAAGGUUUAUAUUCUGCCUGGCCAGAAACAUGACCCUCCUGAAGAGAGAGAGCCGUUACGAAUAUUUUAUGAGUCUUUGUCGAAACAGAUACCAACAAGUGAAAUGGCAGAAUUUUGGAUGAUGGAACAUGGCUUGUUGUCCCCUGAAAAAGCCAGAAAAGCAUAUGAGAAGAAGCAGAGAAGGCAGAAGGAACUCCGGACUGGCACUCCAAUUAAAUCUUCAAAACCAAGCAGCAAACCUGAGAGUUCACAGAAGCGGCAGCUGGCAUCAAAGAAUGGAGAUGCAAAAGCGAAGAAAAGAAUCAACAUUGAUAUUGAUGAUGAUGACGACAACUUCAUUUUAAGUCCCAAGAGAAGGAAAGGAACUCACCAUCUAAAUUGGACCGUGCUGAGUUUAGCCAUAUCUGUGAGCCUGACCCAGAAACCCUAGCCUUCAGUGCUAGCCGUUUAAUCUGCAACUGUAAGAACACAAGUUUUAAGGUGGCUCUGGCCCAUGUAUGCAUGUAUGCAUAAAUAUCCUGGUCAUUAUUUCUCUUUGGCUCUAUCAUUGGAAGAUGAGGAGAUUGUUACAUGACAACUAUCCGACUGGACUUUCUUCUACACAUCAGAAAGGCCAGG
This is a messenger RNA of Theobroma umbraticum, 1126 nucleotides long. RefSeq lists its product as uncharacterized. NCBI's taxonomy places the organism in Eukaryota, Viridiplantae, Streptophyta, Magnoliopsida, Malvales, Malvaceae. The record is from RefSeq and is a predicted model, not a curated record.